Messenger RNA from Lycium ferocissimum, 1457 nucleotides. Its product is annotated as RNA exonuclease 4. The record is from RefSeq and is a predicted model, not a curated record. Lineage: Eukaryota; Viridiplantae; Streptophyta; Magnoliopsida; Solanales; Solanaceae. Gene Ontology annotation, molecular function: nucleic acid binding; exonuclease activity. Bases 349 to 831 code for a protein of 160 amino acids. The transcript is spliced from 5 exons. Gene Ontology annotation, cellular component: nucleus.
UAGACAUGAGAUAUUCCCAUCAAAAUGCUCAUAGAUCAUCAGCAUAUUUUAGAAUUUGAAGAUCAUGUUACUUGAACUACUUUCAGAGCUGCAAAUGCCAGGCAGCUUCCUUCUCCUCCCGACACCUGUAAUAUAUCCUUAUUCUUAACAACAGGAUAUUAAUACUAAUGUAGCUAGCAGUUAGUCUUUUUAUGAUUUCUUUUUUCGGGUAACAUAGUCUUUUAUGAGUUCUUCCCUCAUACAAUCACCUUGUUGUCCAUAAUAGCUGAGGUACUCUUGGAGUCGCUGGGAAAUGAUUUGGAAUCACACAAAUUUGAGUAGAAAGGUUAAUGGUUCUUCAGUAGGAUCAUGGAAACAUUGAAGUUAUAUGCCGUUCAUAAUACACUUAGGGGCCGUUUGGUUCCCGUGAUUAGGAUUCUACUCUCAGCGAAAGAUUUCCGUGUCGUUCAGAAGGAGGUGGCAGAACUAAUAAAGGGAAAGAUUCUUGUCGGCCAUGCUCUGCGAAAUGAUUUUAAGGCCUUGUUAUUAGGCCAUCAAAAGCAGGAUAUUCGUGACACUUCUGAAUAUCAACAUUUUCAAAGGGAAGGACGCAGUCGCGCACUUCGGAACCUUGCCACCGAAGUCCUUGGAGUGGAGAUUCAAAAUGGAGAGCACUGUCCUAUAGAAGAUGCCCGAGCUGCUAUGAUGCUUUACCUAAAGCACAGAAAAGUAUGGGAAAAGAGCAUCAAGGACUUUGCAAGACUCAAGGAGAAACAGAAAAAGCGUAAACCAAAGAAAAAAAACAGGAGUUUGAGAAGACCCGCAUCUAUUAAUGCUGAAAACACUUCCUAAUUAGAGAUGAUCACUAAAAUUAUCUCAUUGCUCGUUUACAUGCAUCGAAUUAUUGAUUGGGGUGGAGCAGAGAGAGAGAGAGAGAUGACUAACAUGGUAAAUGAUAGUUGUGGAUGUGAAAUGCUCAAAGGAAGAAUUAUAAUUAGACCGUCUCUCACUAUUAUGGUCUGCCAGAACUAUGUGCUCGCCAGACAUUAUUAUUCAGUUUCAAGAUUCAUGACAUGGAUCCACCCAAGACUGGUUCUUCUAGUGAAAAGAGGAGAAUAUCAUCUCUUUCGUGCUUUUUCACUGCAAAACUACCAGUCUUUUGUAUUUGAUUCAUAUAGCCUAAGCUCUCCUGUUUCUCAUGUGGAAUUGAACAGCCCUUCAAUAUUUGCCACCUUUUACUUUUAGAAAGGAAAUGGAACUUCAUCAGAAGUAAAAAGCUGCAUGCAAGGGCAAUUAGGAAAGAGUUACUAAGUUUUGUUGACAAUUUUGUGUAAUUGCUCACAACAUUAUCAGAGGGGCUUUUAUUUGAUUCUGAUUCAAGUUUUUGCAGAACAGCUUGUAUCAUGUAAAACAAAUUUUGGACUAUGGAGUUUUAAUGUGAUGGUAGUUGAAAAGUGGUAAUAGUCUACUUAAAGAAA